AAUUAUUUAGAUAACCUGAUGAGAUUCGACCUAGAUCUGACGGUGGAAGGCUAAAAUCACUUGUAAAUUUGCAAUGAUCAUUCCCCAUGGAAAACGCCAUAUUCCUCCAACGUUCUCGCACUUUCCCCUGAAAACUCACCUCCUCUAACAAAAUUUCGACCGAAAUAACAGAAAUUCGAUAAUACGACUCUGGAUCUCGGCCUAUACUUAGUGGAAACAGUUUUCGCUGAAAUUUCUUAAUUUCGGCAUUCACGUUUCAGAGGGUGUGCGAACGUUGCCCAAUUGGGGAGAGGGAAGAUGACGGCCUUGAAUUUUCUCUCUCUAACUGCGAAAUUUGCUCUCUACUCUCCGCAAUGUUUCAGUCACAGAGAGAGAGACUCUGGAGUUUAUCCGAAAUUUUGGCCGACUAAUUAUGCGAAAUUUCGUGGCGGACCAGGCAUGGUGGCUGUUCAUGUUUCAAAUUCUUUAUCAUCGGAAAUCAAACCACCAAAACCCACAAUUAAGCUUGAAUUCAUGGGGCCAAAACCAAACCCAGAUGGUACCUGUCCAGUGCAGACAGCUUCAGCACUCAGUGGAGAGAAAUUGCUCAGAAACAUAAUGCUUGAUAAUAAAAUUGAGCUAUAUGCCGCAUAUGGUAAAGUCAUGAAUUGUGGGGGUGGUGGAAGUUGUGGCACUUGUAUUGUGGAGGUCAUCCAUGGUAAGGAGCUCUUAAAUGAAAGAACAGCAACAGAGCAGCGGUACCUGAAGAAGAAACCUGAUUCUUGGAGGCUUGCCUGUCAAACUAUAGUUGGAAACAAGGAAAAUUCUGGAAAGGUUGUGAUUCAAAGGCUGCCCCAAUGGAAGAAGUGAUCACAAGGAGAAGAAAGCUAAUUCUAUGCAUGGGAAGUUCAAUUGGAUGUACAUCAUAAUAUUUUUGUAUUAUCGUUUUGGAAGGCGUAUCAUUGGAUAGACCAUUAUAGAACAUUGUAUUCCAUCUCUAUUCUCAUUGUUUUUGUUGUUCUUUACAUUAGAUUGUCUUCUGUUGGCCGUUUUCUGUAUUUCCGGAACAAUUUGUUCAUUUUGUGGGAUUAAAGAUACAAAAUGUCAUUCAUCUCUCUAAAUAAACACUUUUUAA
Messenger RNA from Amborella trichopoda, 1114 nucleotides. Its product is annotated as 2Fe-2S ferredoxin-like superfamily protein. NCBI's taxonomy places the organism in Eukaryota, Viridiplantae, Streptophyta, Magnoliopsida, Amborellales, Amborellaceae. Gene Ontology annotation, cellular component: mitochondrion. Gene Ontology annotation, biological process: P450-containing electron transport chain. Gene Ontology annotation, molecular function: electron transfer activity; 2 iron, 2 sulfur cluster binding. The record is from RefSeq and is a predicted model, not a curated record.